This is a messenger RNA of Helobdella robusta, 968 nucleotides long. RefSeq lists its product as hypothetical. Lineage: Eukaryota; Metazoa; Annelida; Clitellata; Rhynchobdellida; Glossiphoniidae. The transcript has 3 exons. Gene Ontology annotation, biological process: regulation of DNA-templated transcription; chromatin remodeling. The annotation marks the transcript as partial. The record is from RefSeq and is a predicted model, not a curated record. Gene Ontology annotation, cellular component: chromatin; nucleus.
UCUAAAGAAAAGAAGGAUAAACAGUCCAAGCAGCACUACCACGACCAAUUUCAGCAGCAGCACCACCAAAUUCCAUCACCACCGCAGCAGCAGCAGCAGCUGCCACAAUAUACGUCUAAUGCGGGCUUAAAUAGGAGCUCUGCAGCCAGUCAUCUAACAUCGACUUCAGGUAAUAAGCCAACAGCAGCUGAACCUAAACGAUCUCGAAUGUCAAAAGAUUCCAAUGUUAAAGAGGGCUUAAUGUCUCCGGCGGCUCCACAACCACCCCGACGGCCGCGACAAAAACAACAAAACUUGCAGCAACAGCAGAGACAAACUGGUAAAAAACGCCAGUCUCCAAAAGCAAACAGUAACAGUGCAAUGAAGAACACACAGCAGCAGCAACAACAGCAGCAGCUGCAACAACAAAUGCAAAAUAAUUUUCCUUCCCCAGUCCCAACACAUCAGCAUCAGCAGCCACAACAGCAAAUCUACAGUCAAUCGCAGUCGUUAACACCACAACAACAACAUCAGCAGCAGCAGAUGUCACAACCGUACGUAACUUAUUUCAAUGAUUCCAAUUCUGAUCCGAUGACGUACGAAGAGAAGAGAUUGCUGAGUGUACAAAUAAACAGACUCCCUGCCGACAAAUUAAGUCAACUGGUCUUCAUUAUAAAAGCCGGCGAACCACAGCUAAAGGAUUCAGACCCCGACGAAAUCGAGAUCGACUUUGAGAUUUUAAAACUGUCGACGCUGCGAGAGCUAGAGAGGUACGUACAAUCCUGUAAUCUAUCCCCUCCUCCCCCGGAGCUAUAUCCUGAUAUUACUAACAGUGGGAGUAUUAGUAAUAACAGCGAGGGAUGUGGGAAUACUAAUGUUCCCGAUCCUAACAUCGCUAGUAGCAGUACUGAUAGGAGCUGUAGUAAUGUGUCUGGAGACGGGGGUAUGCCCAACAGCCAAACAUGCACCAACAACAUCAUCACCAACAA